Messenger RNA from Funneliformis geosporum, 709 nucleotides. NCBI's taxonomy places the organism in Eukaryota, Fungi, Glomeromycota, Glomeromycetes, Glomerales, Glomeraceae. The record is from the annotation of a GenBank genome assembly.
AUGAGUUUUAGUGAUAAUGCAUUAAAUCUGAUAGCAGAAGCAUAUCCUAAUUUAAAAUAUCUCAAUUUGUGGAAUAUUCAAGCAAUAACUGAUAAAGGUCUAUGUGUAAUUGCACAAUCAUAUCGAAAAUUAGAAUUUCUGUACAUAUCUUAUUGUAAAGAUAUUACCGAUGAAUCUUUGUUUGAAAUCGCAGAAAAUUGUCAUCUUUUGCAAGAGUUUCAUAUUGCCGAAGCUCAUUGUAUUACAGAUAAAUCUAUAAGUUACAUCAUAAACUCAUGCCCAAAUUUACAAAAUCUUGAUAUUGCAUAUAGUAAGGAGGAUAUCAAAGAUGCUAGUAUGUUAUUACAAAGAUGUCUCAGCAUAGAGUAUCUUAACUUUAGUGGGGCUAUGGCUUUGUGGAAUGAUGAAUUGAUUAUAGCCAUCAUCAAAGGAUUUCUGAAUUUAAGAUACUUAGAGAUCGGUCAUAAUGAUAUUGGUGAUGAGAUUAUUGAAGCGUUGGCUUAUACAUGUCAUAAUUUAGAGCAUCUUGAACUAGAUGGUUGUUCAUUUGUCAGUGAACUAUCAAUUUCUGAACUUAAAUCCGGGAAUGCUGAGUAUGUCAAGCUUAAGGCUGAGUUUAUAAAUUCUAUUAAAAAAGAUUAUACUGAUUUUGAGGCCCAUAUAGUAAAAUUAAAGCAUCUUAGUUUGGAACAGCCAGAUCGUCUUGAGA